AGUAGAAGGGCGGGUACUGGGGGCGGGCCCAGAGCUGCUCCUCCACUCACGGGGUAUGGCUGUCUUGAAGACCUGCAGGGCCGCUCCUCCUCCACUCACGUGAGACGGAGCCUCGGCGGAAGGGGCGGGGUCUAGGGGCGGGGGCAGGGCCGCUCUUCCCUUUGGUCAUAGAGAUGAGAGGGAGGAGCGGUUCGGGGCAUCUUUCCUCCGGCCCGCAGGGGUCGCUCUAGGAGGCGCAGCAGAGGCCCUGGUUGGGUGAUGGCGGCUCCACCGGUCCCCGGCUCGGGGCCGCGGUUGGCGCGGACCAUGCUGGGGCAGGUGGUACUGCCUGGGGAGGAACUGCUGCUGCCCGAGUCGGCGGGGCCGGGCUCCGAGGGCUCCGCGGAGCAGACGCUGCGCCUGGGGUCAGUAGUGAGGCCCCGCGCCCGCGUGGUGUGCGGCCCGGGCCUGCGGCGCUGCGGAGACCGCUUGCUGGUCACUAAGUGCGGACGGCUGCGCCACAAGGAGCCCGGCGGGGGCGGAGGCGGCGUGUAUUGGGUAGACUCCCAGCAGAAACGAUAUGUCCCUGUUAAAGGAGACCAUGUGAUAGGUAUUGUGACUGCUAAAUCUGGUGACUUGUUCAAGGUUGAUGUUGGAGGAAGUGAACCAGCUUCUCUGUCUUAUUUGGCAUUUGAAGGAGCAACCAAAAGAAACAGACCAAAUGUGCAGGUGGGAGAUCUCAUUUAUGGCCAAUUUGUUGUUGCCAAUAAAGACAUGGAACCAGAGAUGGUCUGUAUUGAUAGCAGUGGAAGAGCAAAUGGAAUGGGUGUAAUUGGACAGGAUGGCCUAUUGUUUAAGGUGACACUGGGUUUAAUCAGAAAGCUUUUAGCUCCUGAAUGUGAAAUUAUCCAGGAGAUAGGAAAACUCUACCCACUGGAAAUCGUGUUUGGAAUGAAUGGAAGAAUAUGGGUAAAAGCAAGAACCAUUCAACAGACUUUAAUUCUUGCAAAUGUUUUGGAAGCCUGUGAACACAUGACAACAGAACAGAGAAAGCAGAUAUUUUCCAGGUUGUCAGAAAGUUGAUGCUGCUUCUCUGCUUCAUUCUUUUAUGUGGAAUAUGAUAUGAACUAGUGGCAAUACUGACAGUUUUAUAAGAACAUUUUCAUAUUCAGAUGAAACCUUUCCUUAUCACUUCCUCAGGAUAAUGUACAAUAAAAAAUUUUUUUUGAAAAAA
Messenger RNA from Trichosurus vulpecula (common brushtail), 1213 nucleotides. RefSeq names its product exosome component 3 (gene EXOSC3). Gene Ontology annotation, cellular component: cytoplasmic exosome (RNase complex); nuclear exosome (RNase complex). Gene Ontology annotation, biological process: TRAMP-dependent tRNA surveillance pathway; nuclear polyadenylation-dependent rRNA catabolic process; CUT catabolic process. The coding region runs from base 259 to 1062 and encodes 267 amino acids. The transcript is spliced from 4 exons. NCBI's taxonomy places the organism in Eukaryota, Metazoa, Chordata, Mammalia, Diprotodontia, Phalangeridae. Gene Ontology annotation, molecular function: RNA binding. The record is from RefSeq and is a predicted model, not a curated record.